Messenger RNA from Notechis scutatus (mainland tiger snake), 1582 nucleotides. The record is from RefSeq and is a predicted model, not a curated record. NCBI's taxonomy places the organism in Eukaryota, Metazoa, Chordata, Lepidosauria, Squamata, Elapidae.
UUUUAUAUAUACAUUCAAACUAAGGUGAAAGAUGAACGGAACAUGCUGAAGAUGGUUACUCGAAUGCAGAGAAUUGCAAUAAUCCUUAAAUUGCUUGUGGAACAAUUUUCCGUCCUAGAAACAAUGACAGCUCUGGACUUCUUUGAUUUUAGAGAUUAUCUAAGUCCAGCUUCAGGAUUUCAGAGUUUACAGUUUCGAUUAUUGGAAAAUAAGAUUGGCGUCCCUCAAAGUUUGAGAGUUCCAUAUAAUAGAAGGCACUACCGGGAUAACUUCAAGGGAAAGGAAUCUGAAUUAUUGCUUAAAUCGGAACAAGAGCCAUCACUACUGCAGCUAGUCAAAGCAUGGCUAGAAAGAACACCAGGACUUGAACCAGAAGGAUUUAAUUUCUGGGGAAAAUUUGAAGCAAAUGUACUUAAUGGAUUAGAACAAGAAUACACAAUAGUACAGGCUAAAGAAGACUCUGAGGAAAAAGAAGAUCAAAUGGCAGAACUUCAGAAGCAAAAAGAAGUACUUAUGUCAUUAUUUGAUGAAAAACUCCAUGAACAUCUUUUUAGUAAAGGUGACAGAAGAUUGUCCUAUAAAGCAAUGAAAGGAGCGUUAAUGAUAUACUUCUACAGAGAGGAACCUCGCUUUCAAGUUCCUUUUCAGCUUCUUACUUCUCUUAUGGAUAUUGAUGUUCUAAUGACUAAAUGGAGAUAUAACCAUGUGUGCAUGGUGCACAGAAUGAUUGGCAGCAAGGCUGGGACUGGAGGCUCAUCAGGCUACCAGUAUUUACGUUCAACUGUAAGUGACAGAUACAAAGUAUUUGUUGAUUUAUUCAAUCUUUCAACUUACUUGGUGCCAAGAAGCUGGAUCCCAAAACUGAAUCCAACACUUCAUAAAUUCCUUUACACGGCAGAAUGUUGUGACAGUUCAUACUUCAGCAGUGAUGAUUCAGAAUAACAGCUUUCAAAAGGCCUGGAAGUUGUGGAGUCGACACAUACAUCUAGAGGCACUGGUUUAAAAAAACUUAAAACAUGCAGACUAAUAAUUUAUAUAUAUAAAUAUAUGUAUUUAUGCACAAUAUACAGUAACAUAGAUUUUAAUAUAUAACUAUUUCAAGUAAGUAAUUAUAAAAUAAAAUAUAGAGAUAGCCAGAUCAAUUUUAAGUUUUACUUUUAUUAGUUUUACCUGACUUAUUAGGCUGAACCAAGAUGUUUGAUUGCUGCAGUAAGUUUGUAAUAAAGAUUUAAUUUUAGAUUUAUUACAUUUGUAAUUAUAACUUCAAAUUUCCUUAUGAAAGCUUGCUCCUGAAAACAAUAUAAAAAUGUUGGGAUGGAGAAAGGAAAAAAUUGCACUGUAUAUUAAAAAAAACUGAAGAAACCACAUAUUUAUAUAGAAUUGGCAACAUAUGCUAGAGUGGAUUGAAGGAACAUGUUAUGCACAUGUUGGAAAAUGGUAAAAGUUUUUAAUAAAUGAAGGUUUUUUUUUGAAGGAACCUUUAUUUUUUUAAAUAAGGAGAACUAAUGUUAUCAGAAGAAACAGAACAUUUGAAAGGCUACGAGAUACUUAAGAAUUGUGAGAUAUACAUUAAAAUGAUAGA